Molecule: messenger RNA, 2878 nt
Organism: Syngnathus typhle (broad-nosed pipefish)
Lineage: Eukaryota; Metazoa; Chordata; Actinopteri; Syngnathiformes; Syngnathidae
Gene: ednraa
Product: endothelin receptor type Aa
Exons: 8
Coding region: 263-1552 (429 amino acids)
Biological process (GO): regulation of blood pressure; G protein-coupled receptor signaling pathway; enteric nervous system development
Cellular component (GO): membrane
Molecular function (GO): endothelin receptor activity
Source: RefSeq, a predicted model, not a curated record
CUCACACACACACACACUCCACAGGAAACAGUGAGCCAUAAUGCGACGGUACCUCGGAGCAGACGGCCGCCUUUGCUCAAACCAAGAGGGGAUCCGGCUGCGGCUUUGAUAGCGCGUUAAUUACUCAUGUGAUGUGAUACAGAUGUCUGGGGGCUUCAGCUGAAAGUUUGCCUGACGCUUUCCGAGGGGGCCGGGCGGCAGACAAUUUUAUAAGAAGCGUGAUAACCGGGGAGCGGAAUCAAAGCGCAGACGACGUUCCAUAAUGGGGGACGCGGCCUUGCGUGUCUUGCUGCUAAUGGUCUGCGUGGCAGCCAGAGGAAUGUGUCAGAUAAACGGCGCCGCAGCUGAGGAGCCGGGAUAUCUCCAGCACUCUUCCACCCUCCGGCCCAGCCCGGGGCCCGCGACCCACCCGGAGGAAGCGGCGGUGGUGGCGUCCAACGCGACGGUGGAAAGGCACCCCGUACCGCCGCCCAUGUGCAUGGUGAGGACUUCCAUCAACAACUACUUCAAGUACAUCAACACGGUGUUCUCCGUGCUGGUGUUUGCGGUGGGCCUGGUGGGCAACGCCACCCUGCUGAGGAUCAUCUACCAGCACAAGUGCAUGAGGAACGGACCCAACGCCCUCAUUGCCAGCCUGGCCUUGGGGGACCUCAUCUAUAUAGUCAUCGAUAUUCCCAUCAACGUAUAUAAGCUACUGGCGACAGACUGGCCAUUUUACGACAGCGACUUUGGCUUGUUCCUCUGCAAGCUGGUUCCCUUCCUGCAGAAGGCCUCAGUGGGCAUCACCGUCCUGAACCUGUGCGCCCUCAGCGUUGACAGGUACAGAGCCGUGGCGUCUUGGAGUCGGGUGCAAGGUGUCGGGAUCCCACUCUUAACCGUUAUGGAGAUCCUUUCCAUCUGGGUCCUGUCGAUGGUGCUGGCCAUCCCCGAAGCCGUCGGCUUCGACAUAGUCCACUUCGACUACCGCAACAAGACCUUGCACGCCUGCAUGCUGCAGCCCAAGUCGGACUUCAUGUUUUUCUACAGGGACGCGAAAGACUGGUGGCUGUUCGGUUUCUACUUCUGCGUCCCGCUGACCUGCACGGCCAUCUUCUAUGCGCUGAUGACCUGCGAAAUGCUCAACAACAGGAACGGCAGCCUGCGGAUCGCCCUGACCGAGCACCUCAAACAGAGAAGGGAAGUGGCCAAGGCCGUCUUCUGCCUGGUCCUAAUAUUCGCCCUCUGCUGGUUCCCGCUCCACCUCAGCAGAAUCCUGAAGAAGACGGUGUACUCCCAGUAUGACCAGAGGCGUUGCGAGCUCUUCAACUUCCUUUUGGUAAUGGACUACUUAAGCGUCAACCUCGCAACAAUCAACUCCUGCAUCAACCCCAUCAUCCUCUACUUUGUUAGCAAAAAGUUCAAAAAUUGCUUUAAGUCGUGUUUGUGCUGCUGGUGCUACUCAGAUAGCCAGCUGAGCAGCAUCGGAGCGAUGAACGGCACCAGCGUCCAGUGCAAAAGCCCCGAGCCCAACAAUCUGCUCACCGACCGCAGCCUACGGAAAGACAGCGACUGAACGUUUGGCGCUCAAACAGUAUUAGCCUUGCAAAAUAUAUGCAUCAUAAUCAGACUUUUUCAGAAAUAUACCAGGACUACCGACACGGCCUUGCGUGAAACUGGUGGAGGCACCAAGGAAAGAAGGUUUCAAAGGAACGGGCAAGUUGCCUGAAGGACUUCGAGUCACCGGAUGCAUUUGAACCGCGGGUUAGCGUCACGGUUCUAAAUAAAAAUUAGCAUGACGACGCGACACAAUGGAAAAGAAGACAACCAGCUGUCAGAGGAAAUGACGGGAGACGAGCGCUCGCGUCCAUCCCGGGAGUCGGAAAACAGGAAAGCGUGUUAGUGACGAUUAAUUCUCCAUCGAACACGCCCGUGGAUGUACUCAUUAUUCAUUUAGCCUCAUUGUGUCAACUUUUGAGCUUAAAGUGGUUCGGCAUCGUGAAUAUUUCAAAAACAAACGGUCACAGAAAGUACAUAGGAAAGAUUUCCUCUCCGAACCAUGCGACGCUGAAAGUAUAUCAACGAUAUUUAUGAUCACGUAAUCCACAAAACAUGUACAUGUAGUAUGUCCACUUUUAUAAAGUGGCAUUAUUAGUAAAUAUUAAUCAAUGACAAAGGCAGAUGUGCAGUGGCAGUAUUAGUAAAUAUUAAUCAACGACAAAGGCAGUGAAAGUCGUAAUGAUUUUUAUUAUCUUUUUUUUUUUUUAAUAAGGGCUUACUUAUUCAUGAAUGAGCACAUUAUUGAUUUGUUUACUUGAACUUACAAGGUUGUACUUAUUGGUGAGGAUACAGUAAACAUCCGGGUAAUCUAGUUUAGCCUCACAACUAAAACCAACUAGUUGAGCUCUGUCCAACUAUCAAAUUGUAAUACAAAUGAAAACAUGUCUUUAAAAAAUAAUAUAAAAAAUAAAAUAACAAAUAAUAACCCUAAAUGCCCGCUAAGGAGCUAUUAUGCUAAGGUAGCAGCUAGCUAGCUGUGACAUACAGAAAGUUGAUGUCUACUUCUUGGCAUGUAUUCCCCCAUUUGCUACCAAAGAAGUAUUCUGCCUUGUAUUAAGAGUAACUAUAAUUGAACUUUAGUGUCUUGAAAGAUCUAAACGCACCCGUCUAAUUGUUCAAUGUUUGGUUCUUGUUUGCACUUUUUAGCUAAGGUCAAAUUCAGUUCUCCUGUGAAAAUUAUUUUCUAAAACAUUUUUUGUAAGAGUGUUUUAAAUGUGUAUCUUAAGUUGAAGCAUUUUUCAAAGUUUACAGAAGGACCGUCCAAAUAUGUACAGACGCUGCCAUUGCUAACAUCGUUAGCAUCACUUUUUCUCUCUCAAUAAAGGCAGGUCCUGCAACGCGA